CGCAGUAGAAUGGCUUUCUGACAGUUCUGAACUCAUUAGUUUGGGUUAUUGUUGUGAAUGUAGACAGAAUUAGCACAGAAUGUGCAGUUUAUCUUAGUGUUUAUUUAACAGUUCAGCCAGGAGAAUAAAUAGCUGUAUUGUUUUUUACAGCGUCUCUGUGUUAUUAGCAGGGUUAUGUGUGAUAGAGGACACUGCUCAGGUGAACUGAGACCGGGUAGAUUAGAGCAGUUGUGCUGUAAAAAUGAGCAGAAAUAAACUAUAUUAACUCUCGACUGAGGCAGAGCCAGUUCAGCAAUGCAGUGUGGAGUGCCCUUCGUCCUCCUCAGAGGGUGUGUGCGACACUGCAGAAGUUGUUCAUCACAUGCCUGUGGGUGGAGAGCACAGUGGAGAAGGAGUUACAGCUUCCUUAAAGAUGAUGUUAAAUCUCUUCGAGCUGUGGUCGACCCAGACAUCUCAAAAAUCAGGAACAUUGGCAUCAUGGCCCACAUCGAUGCUGGGAAGACCACCACCACCGAAAGGAUGCUGUAUUACUCUGGCUAUACCCGUGCCCUAGGAGAUGUGGAUGAUGGGGACACUGUAACGGACUACAUGGCUCAGGAGAGGGAACGAGGAAUUACAAUUCAAUCAGCAGCAGUCACCUUCGACUGGAAGGAGCACAGGGUUAACCUCAUAGACACACCAGGACAUGUGGAUUUUACUCUGGAGGUGGAGAGAGCGCUGCGUGUGCUGGAUGGAGCUGUGGCUGUGUUUGAUGCUUCAGCAGGAGUAGAGGCGCAAACUUUGACAGUGUGGAGACAGGCAGACAAACACAAAAUACCACGUAUGUGUUUCCUAAACAAGAUGGAUAAACCAGGUGCCAGCCUGAGUUACUCUGUAGAAAGCAUCAAGAGAAAACUGAAGGCCAACCCUGUUCUUCUUCAGAUUCCCAUUGGCUCCGGAAAAGGCUUCAUAGGAUUGGUGGACUUAAUCACCAAGCAGCGAAUGACGUGGGAGGGGAAGUCUUGGGCAGAAGAUGGCCGUGUUUUUACGAGCAGAGCCCUCGAGCUCACAGAUGAUCCUGAACUGUUGGAAGAAGUCAGCCAGGCCAGAGGAGCACUUAUAGAACAGGUAGCAGACCUGGAUGAUGAGUUUGCGGAGCUGCUUUUAGGAGAAUAUAGUGAUAAUUUUGACACCGUACCUGCUGAGAAGUUGCGGGAAGCUGUUAGGAGAGUGACGCUGGCUCGUAAAGGAGUGCCGGUGUUGUGUGGCAGCUCUUUGAAGAAUAAAGGGGUCCAGCCACUGCUGGAUGCUAUCACAGCGUAUCUGCCUGCACCUCAUGAGAGGAACCACGACCUGGUGAGCUGGUAUAAAGAAGACUUGUGUGCACUGGCAUUUAAAGUGGUCCAUGACAAGCAGAGGGGUCCACUGGUGUUUCUGAGGAUCUACUCUGGCACAUUGAAACCCCAGUCAGCUGUAUAUAACAUCAACAGGAACGGAGUGGAGAGAAUGAGUCGUCUGCUGCUGCCGUUUGCAGACCAUCAUGUUGAAAUCCCCUCACUGUCUGCAGGGAAUAUCGCCCUCACUGUAGGACUGAAACAGACAGUUACAGGCGACACCAUUGUCUCAUCCAAAGCCUCAGCAGCAGCUGCAGCACGACGAGCUCAGAGACUGGCUGAAGAGAAGAAAGUAUCAGGAAGGUCAGGACGUGAGAGCAGUAGUCUGGUGCUGGCUGGUGUGGAGGUUCCUGAGCCUGUGUUCUUCUGCUCCAUAGAGCCGCCCACCAUGUCCAAACAAGCGGAUCUUGAUCGUGCUUUAAACUGCCUGCAGAGGGAGGACCCCAGUCUGAAAGUCAGGACAGACCCUGACUCUGGACAGACAAUCCUGUGUGGAAUGGGAGAACUUCAUAUUGAGAUUCUGCAUGAUCGCAUCAGGAGAGAGUACAAUAUUGAAACCCACUUGGGACCCUUGCAAGUGGCCUACAGAGAGACCAUCCUCCAAUCAGUAACUACUACAGACACUCUGGAUCGCACACUGGGUGACAAGAGACAUAUGGUAACAGUGGAGCUAACUGUGAGCCCUUCAGAAAAAUCUGCAAGUGUCACCUAUGAUGAGGAAGUGGGGGCCCUGCUCUCUGCAGAGAUCAGAGAAGCAGUGGACAAUGGAGUUCACAGUUCAUACCUCCAAGGUCCUGUUUUGGGUUACCCUGUGCAGGACGUGAGCACUGUUAUCCAUAGUGUGGGCAUAGAGCCUGGCACCUCACUUGCCAUGGUGUCUGCCGGUGUCUCCCGGUGCAUGCUUAAGGCUCUCCAGCAGGCAGGUGGACAGGUUUUAGAGCCUGUCAUGUCACUGGAGGUGACUGUUGAGGAGGAGUACCUGAGCCAGGUGCUCGGUGACCUCGCCCAGCGCAGAGGAUCUGUCCGUGAUGUCCAGAGUCGCCAUGACAACAAAGUGCUUUUGGCCACCGUUCCUCUUGCAGAAAUGAUGGGCUAUUCCACAGUACUGCGCACUUUGACUUCAGGGAAUGCUACCUUCUCUUUGGAGUUGGCUAGCUAUGAACCCAUGAACCCCCAAGCCCAGAACACACUGCUCAACAAGAUGGCUGGACUGUCCUGAGUGCUACUUCAUUUUGCUUUACACUUGAACUGUUAACAGAUUCCUCGUGUGGAGAUGAUUUUUGAAUGUACAAGACUUGUAUUUUUUCCAUAUGUGGAAUUUCCCUUUUGUUUAUUGAUUUCUAAAAUCAUAGCAAUGUCAAAUUUCACAUUAAAACAAACAUAUCAAGAA
Molecule: messenger RNA, 2763 nt
Organism: Astyanax mexicanus (Mexican tetra)
Lineage: Eukaryota; Metazoa; Chordata; Actinopteri; Characiformes; Acestrorhamphidae
Gene: gfm2
Product: GTP dependent ribosome recycling factor mitochondrial 2
Exons: 20
Coding region: 295-2592 (765 amino acids)
Biological process (GO): ribosome disassembly; mitochondrial translation
Cellular component (GO): mitochondrion
Molecular function (GO): translation elongation factor activity; GTP binding; GTPase activity
Source: RefSeq, a predicted model, not a curated record